ACUGAGGGUUCGCUAUGGGAAGUUGCUCGUUCGUUCUCCUGCACCCAGCCCUUCUCCCUGGUUAUUCGCAGCCGGAAUCGGAGGCGAGGAAAGGCAGGCGACGGCUGCUGCAGCGGCUGCCUCUCCUCCCCUUGGCUGCUGCACCGCUGGGCAGGUGCUGAAAGCCACCCAAACCCGAUUCCGGCGCUCUUUUCCACCUCUCCUCCUGCCGCAGUCUCUAUGGAGCAUCUGAGUUAGAUGGGCUCCUGGCCCCGGAGGCAGCGGUGGAUGUGGCGCUGGGCAGAGGCAGCUAGGGAGUGUAGCUGCCGCGGGGCAGCGGGCCACAGGCUCCUCUGCGAGCCCCCGGACCAUCCAUGGGGGCUUCUGCGGGUAGCACUGCCGCCGGCCGGCGCUGCUCCAGCUUCGCUUCUUCCUCUUCCAGCAGCAUCUCCAGCGGACCCCGAGCCGCAAUGAUCACCCGCUCCUUCUUCCUGCUUAUAUUCCUUACCACCACUCCUGCUCAGCCCAAGCAGCUGACUUCUGAACAGGAUGCCAUGAAUCUCUUUGGCACGUAUCUCCAUUUUGACUCUGCCACUGGCCACUGGCUUACCUGUGACAAGUGUCCAGCUGGAACCUUUGUGUCUGAGCACUGUACCAACACUACCCUAAGGGUAUGCAGCCGCUGCCCCCCUGGGACUUUUACCAGGCACGAGAAUGGCAUCCAGAAAUGCCAUAACUGUAGUCAACCUUGCCAACAGCCAAUGGUUGAGAAAUUACCCUGUACUGCCUUGACUGACCGGGAAUGCGCUUGCCCACCUGGCACAUUUCAGUCUAAUGGUACCUGUGUCCCCCACACGGUAUGUCCCGUGGGUUGGGGUGUACGGAAGAAAGGGACGGAGACUGAAGACGUGCGGUGCAAGCAGUGCCCUUCGGGUACCUUUUCUGAUGUGCCUUCUAGUGUGAGGAAAUGCAAAACUUACACCAACUGCCUGAGCCAGAACCUGAUGGUGGUAAAGCUGGGGACAAAGGAGACAGACAACGUCUGUGGCCCGCUCCCGACUUACCCAGGCACGCUUCCGUCUUUCCCUGACACAGCCAUCUUUGCCAGCCCUGAGCAGGUGGAAUACCAUGAAGUUCCUUCUCCCACUUACAUUCCCAAAGGUAUGAACUCAACGGGAUCCAACUCUUCUGCUUCUGCCAGACCAAAGGUACACAGUGGCAGCCAGGAAUUAGCAGCCCCCAAAAAUGCCACCUUGGCUAAGGAGAGGGGAAGUGUGAAUAAGACCUUCCCAAACCUUCAGGUUGUGAACCACCAGCAAAGUCAUCACCACCGGCAUAUCCAGUCGGUCCCCAAACCGCUGCCCCCCAUGGAAGCUGCGGGAGGGGAACGGUCCAGUACGCCCAUCAAGGCUCCCAAAAGGGGGUCCCCUAGGCAGAACCUGCACAAACAUUUUGACAUCAAUGAGCACUUGCCUUGGAUGAUUGUCCUCUUCCUCCUGCUGGUGCUUGUGGUGAUUGUGGUGUGCAGCAUUCGGAAGAGCUCAAGGACUCUAAAGAAAGGUCCCCGGCAGGAUCCCAGUGCCAUUGUGGAGAAGGCUGGUUUGAAGAAAUCCUUAACUCCCACGCAGAACAGGGAGAAGUGGGUUUACUACUGCAAUGGGCAUGGUAUUGACAUUUUGAAGCUGGUGGCAGCCCAAGUGGGAAGCCAGUGGAAGGACAUCUAUCAGUUUCUGUGCAAUGCCAGUGAGCGGGAGGUGGCUGCAUUUUCCAAUGGAUACACAGCAGAUCAUGAAAGGGCCUAUGCAGCCCUGCAGCAUUGGACCAUACGGGGCCCUGAAGCCAGUCUUGCCCAGUUAAUCAGUGCUCUGCGCCAGCACCGGAGGAAUGACGUUGUGGAGAAAAUUCGAGGUCUCAUGGAAGACACAGCUCAGCUGGAAGCUGACAAGCUGGCCCUUCCAUCAAGUCCCACCCCACUGAGUCCCAGCCCUAUCCCUAGCCCCAACCCGAAGUCUGAGAAUGCCACUGUCCUGACUGUGGAACCAUCUCCUAUGGAUAAGAAUAAGGGCUUCUUCGUGGAUGAGUCAGAACCCCUUCUCCGUUGUGAUUCCACAUCCAGUGGCUCUUCUGCUCUGAGCAGGAAUGGCUCUUUUAUUACCAAAGAAAAGAAAGACACAGUGUUGCGGCAGGUACGCUUGGACCCUUGUGACUUGCAGCCAAUCUUUGAUGACAUGCUCCAUAUCCUAAAUCCAGAGGAACUGCAUGUGAUUGAGGAAAUUCCCCAGGCAGAGGACAAGCUGGACAGGCUGUUUGAGAUUAUUGGAGUCAAGAGCCAGGAAGCCAGCCAGACACUCCUGGACUCCGUUUAUAGCCAUCUUCCCGACCUAUUGUAGGACACUGAGGACAAUGCACUCUGGAUUAUUGCUUAGGGCACUUGGUAAAGAUGAUGGACAGCUAGGAGACAAGAUCCUUUUUUAAAAACUACAAUACAGGGCCAGUGUUUUAAGUUCUUUACUUUUAAUUCUCCUUCUUGAGAAAGGACAAGUUCAUAUACCCUUUCCAGUUGUAACUGCCAAUGCAGUUUUUUAUUUUAUUUCAUCUUUUCUCUAUUUAGCAUUUUUAUAUUCCUUCCAAUCAUUCUGUGCACUUUAAAUUCACUUAACCAUAAAUAUGAUGUGACCUUUCUUCUCUGCCCCUGCACACUAAUUUGGGAUGUUAAACCUUUUGUUUGUUUGUUUUAAAUCUAUGGUCACAUUUUUCUCAAUUAGAAGCGUCAUUGUCUUUCUCCUUCUCCUCUUCCCUUAAAAUUUUUCUUUUAUAUCAAUAAUUAUUUUUUUCUCUGGGACAAAGGAACUUAGAAGCUCAAUACCCAGUCACACUCUUGUGACCUGUUUUUACUUGAGUUAACUUUUUUAAAAUAUGUCCUGUUAUAUAAUUUGUAUACAUGACUGAUGUUUGAUUAGCAUUCUCACGGUAUUUGCCUGGACAAUAAAUAGAAUGUUCGGUUUACUCAUACUCCUUUUAAGUGGAAGCUUUCAUGGGGAACGAAUCUUUCCUUUGGCCUUUAGGACUUGCAAAUUCAGUUGUGUGGCAUCCCAGCCAAAAAGGGGAGAGUUUUAACCUCUCCUAUUCUGGACUGAGCAGUCACGCAGUGUUGAUGCUGCACUCCGGGAAGUAGGGCCUGGAGCCCCAUCAGGACCCCUCCCUUUUCCAUAGUCCAAGUUUGCCCAGUUACGCUUUACAAGUUGUCUUGGUUUUUUAUACCUGCAUAGCCAGUAGUUCCAGUGGGUCCUCACAACCUUGCUUGGUCCUGGUGUUAUCUGCCAUCAUGCAAUCACUUUUCUUAAAAUGGCUGCAACUGUAAGAACUCUUGUUCGAUAUAUUUCUAACACUUAAGCUCCCGUUAUGAACACACACACAUGCACAUGUGCAUAUACACGCACACACAGAGUCUGUUAAUGCUCAGUUGCAAGAAUUGAAUGUGAAGGUGGUCUAAGCCACUUUGGUGUGGAAGGAGUGGUGGGAUGGUGGUGGUGGUGGUAAGGGACUGAUGUGGAAAAUAAAAUGCCUUCAAGUGUACUAAUUUAUUAAUAAAUAUUAGGUGUUUGUUACUUGACUUGUUUUGGGUGUGUUAAUCCUUAAUUCUAACAAUUAGAGCUUUCUACCCUUGGGAGGUAGUAAUGGUCCUCCCAGCAUAGUGGUGAGAGCUCUGAGCCACGAGUCAGAAAGACCUGAGUUCAAAUACAGUCUCAGAUACUUAAUAGUUGUAUAACUCUGGGAAAGUCACUUAAUCUCUGUCUGCCUCAGUUUCCUUAAUGGUAAAAUGGAGAUCAUAAUAACACCUACCUCUCAGGGCUAUUAUGACAUUCCAACGAUACAAUAUUUGUAAAGUGCUUAGCACAAUGCCAGACACAUGGUAGGCUCUUAAUUAAUGCUUGUUCCCUUUUUUGUAUUCACUAGAGGUAUAAAAGCAAAGGCUAAAUAGCCAUUAUGUUUGGGUAUUAUCACAUAAGUAUAGUUUCUGAGUAUUUUCAGAAGUUUUCUGCCCCUGAAGUUGCUUCAGAGGAGUGUGUUUGGGAACAAAUGGAAAUGGGAUCUGAAGAAAUAUUGGCAAAAUGAAGUACUUGUACUUGAGUUAUAUUUUUUAUGUCUCACUGGACACAAUGGGAUUCAUUGAAAUCGGUACUGGAUUUGAAGUCAGGCUUAUUCAUGACACAUUGUAGGUACUUUAUAAAUGUCUGUUAAUUGAUAGAUUUGAGUUCAAUCCCAGCUUCGUCACUUGCUGUUUGUCGAACUUUGGGUAAGUUAUUUAAAUCCACUUGGCCUCAGUUUGCUCUCCUGUAAAAUGACUGGAUUGGCCUCAGUGAUCCCUAAGAUCCUUUCCAGCAGUAGAUUGCUGAUUUUUAUUGAUGAACUUAGAUUAUACCACUCAAGCACAUUUUUGGAACCCCAUAUGACCAGAAGCAUCUGGCAAUGAAGAAGCUCACAAAGCAUAUUGUAGAGGCAUUUUACAAGCUCUCUAGAACUAACCUGGUUAAUCCCUUAAGUACCCAAUUUGGAAAUCUUCAGUGUAACCAGAUGUUUCUCCCUUAACCUUUCAGUCUCUGAGUCUCUGAGAUUUCAUUAAGGCUAAAGAAAGGCCUGGAAGAGGUUGAAGGGGGAAAAAGGAGUAUUUUAGUUUGGUCUAUUUUUUACACACUCUUACUUAGUGACCUCAUCGCUUCUUACAGGUUUACUAUGUUAAUGACUUUCAGAUCUAUAUAUCCAAAUACAACUUCAUCCUGAGCUCCAGUCCAACAUAACCUAUUGGAUAUUGUGAAUUAUGUACUGUAGAUAUCUCCAACUUGGCCUCCAAAACUGAACUCAUUGUCUUUUGUGCCCAAACACAUCCCUUGUCUAAACUACCCCAUAGCUACCAAAGACACUACCACAUUCCCCAGGUAUUCAGAAUACUAGUAUUUUAAUCAUGAUGUCAUCCUCAACUCUUCACUCAAACUAUAUAUUUAAUAAGUUGCCACAUUUUGUUGAUUUUCUUUUACAACAUAUUUUUGUGUCCAUCACCUUAUUUCCAUUUCUAUGCCUAGUUCAUGUCAUUUAUUACCUCUUACCUGUCUUGUUACAGUGGCCUAAUUGAUCUCCUUGCUUCAGCUCUCUCCCUUUUCUAAUCUAAAGUCCACACAGUUGGUAAAGUGAUUUUCCUAAAGCACAGGUCUGACCAUUUCACUCACCUCUUGUUCAAUUCCAGUAACUCUCUAACCUCUAGGAUUAAAUAUGCACUUUGGCUCUUAAAGUUUUUUCACAAUCUACUCCCAAACUACUUUUCCAGCCUUAUAACAUAAUACUCCCCUCCACAUACUUUACAGCCUAGUCAAACUGGAUUUGUUGCUAUUACUCCCUCUUGACCUCCACUUCCCAUCUCUGUGCCUUUACAUUGGUGUCCCCCCAUGCUUGAAAUGUAUUCCCUCUUUACCUUCUGGAAUUCCUAAUUUCCUCCAAAGCCAGAUGAAGCCCUAUCUUCUGCAUGAAGCCUUUUCUGAUUCCCUCAGCUGUGAGUGCCUUCCCCAUCAAAAUUACCUUGUAUUUGUUUCAUAUGUACUUAUAUAUGCAUGUUAUUUCUUCCAUUAGAAUGUAAGCUUCUUUGAAGGCAGGGACUUCUAUUUUUGUCAUUGUAACUUCAGUGCCUAGCACAGUAGCUGGCAUAUAUUAGGCACUUAAUAAAUGCUUGUUGAUUGAUUCA
Messenger RNA from Antechinus flavipes (yellow-footed antechinus), 5713 nucleotides. It is a transcript of the gene TNFRSF21, whose product is annotated as TNF receptor superfamily member 21. Gene Ontology annotation, biological process: humoral immune response; negative regulation of myelination; oligodendrocyte apoptotic process. Gene Ontology annotation, molecular function: protein binding. Lineage: Eukaryota; Metazoa; Chordata; Mammalia; Dasyuromorphia; Dasyuridae. The coding region runs from base 354 to 2369 and encodes 671 amino acids. The transcript has 6 exons. The record is from RefSeq and is a predicted model, not a curated record.